This is a messenger RNA of Zasmidium cellare ATCC 36951, 2088 nucleotides long. RefSeq lists its product as uncharacterized. The record is from RefSeq and is a predicted model, not a curated record. The transcript is spliced from 2 exons. Lineage: Eukaryota; Fungi; Ascomycota; Dothideomycetes; Mycosphaerellales; Mycosphaerellaceae. Gene Ontology annotation, molecular function: ATP binding; protein kinase activity. Gene Ontology annotation, biological process: protein phosphorylation. Bases 1 to 2088 code for a protein of 695 amino acids.
AUGGCUGACCAAACGUCGCCACUCGCCAGGCAGAUGUCCUUGAUUCCUUACGCCCAAGACACCCGUGAGAUUGUGCUGCGCCGCGGCAACGCUGUCGUGGUGUAUGAUAACAACUCUCGCCAACUCUCGGUCCGCGAUGCCUCUGAUCAGCCUGUUGAGCUUACCGACUGCCCCUACUGCCACCGACCACUGCGAAACAGGGACUCUUCUGGCGAGGAUGGAGAACAUGGCCGCGCUUUCGGCCCAGAGAGGCCUUUCGUCGAUCCCGACUACUUCGCCAUGCUGGCCGCCAGCCAGAGACCGUCACCCGUAGGAUCUGGCAAUUCGACCCCAAGUCGGCGAGUGCAGCCUGCGCUACGAUCUGGACGAUCGCGAGAAGUCAGCGGGUCGGCAGAUCCACCCACAGGAGCUGAAUUCGUCGCCAGCGAGCCCGUAACUGCCGGCAGUCAGGGGAUUAGUGCUUCAGCAUUCUCGUCAGGCUACUUCCAACAGUUCUUCAGAGAAGAACGAGAACUAGGGCGUGGCGGCAACGGCGUUGUGCUACUCGUGGAACACGUGAUUGACAACGUCUCACUAGGUCACUUCGCCUGCAAGCGGAUCCCUGUCGGUGACAGUCGAGCGUACUUUGAGAAAGUCAUUGUGGAAGUCAGGCUACUGCAAAAGAUCCCUCACAAGAAUCUCGUCGCAUAUCACUGGACAUGGCUGGAAGACCACCAACCAUCGAAGUUUGGUCCGAGUAUCCCCUGCCUCUGGAUCCUACAAGACUACUGCAACGGUGGUGACUUACAUAGCUACGUCCUGGGCCCGAAGACGGAGCAGUCAGUGGCAGACAGGCUUAAACAGAGGCUACGUCGAAAGUCAAGGGGAGACGCCAGUCCUCCUGGCGACUUACGCGGGCCCAGUAAGCUUGCUUUCGACGAGAUCUUCUCAUUCUUCAGAGACAUCACCUCUGGACUUCACCACCUACACUCAAAAGGCUACAUACACCGCGACCUGAAACCUUCCAACUGUCUGCUUCAACGAGACGGCGGCCGCACGAGAGUCUUGAUCUCAGAUUUUGGAGAAGUGCAAGCUGCAGGAGCGACCAGGGGCUCAUCUGGUGCUACUGGUACGAUCUCCUACUGCGCUCCAGAAGUGCUGCAGAGAACAGUCGAUGGCUCACUCGGCAAUUUCACUACCAAGUCAGAUAUCUUCUCUCUGGGAAUGAUCGUUUACUUCAUGUGCUUCGGCCGCCUGCCGUACACAAAUGCCGAUGACAUCAAUGAAGAAAAUGAGGAUCUUGAAGAGCUCAGAGCCGAGAUCACAAAAUGGUCCGGAUUCAGCGACGAGGCACGUUUGAGACCCGACUUGCCAGAGAGACUGUACAAAUACCUGAGAAGGCUCCUCAGCGUAGACCCGAACGAGCGUCCAUCAACAGAUGAAAUCUUGGCGAGCAUCAAAGGCGGCGUUGCUCCAGACGAGAACGAGUGGUCUUUUGACGACACUACACACCGAGUCUCUGCGGUCGAGUCUCCAGGUUCCAAAGCUACGUCAAGAUCGCGAAAAACGUCCUACAUCUCGCGGCCUGGUUUGUCAGGAGCUGGCAAGCAUCGAUCAAGUGACAAUGUCAGGGCUAGAAGUCCAAUCAAGCACGACCAAAGUCGAAGUCGACCGCUAAGUCCGCUGAGCCCUCUCGAGUCGUCCGUCGCUCUCAGCCACAAUCAUAAGAAGCUGGAGCUUUCGACAACAGAGGAGCCAGACGAUGACUUGCCUCAACAAAGCCCGCGUUUGAUGCUGCCACCACCUCCUGAGCGGCCAAUGGUUAAUUGGAUCACCCAAAUCGUCCACGACACACGAAUAGCACUUGCACUGCGCGUGGCCAGCUUUCUUGUAAAGCUGCUAUCAUUGUCGCUGCCCUGUGCACCUUACGCCGCAAAUCAAUGGCUGAUGUACCCUCUUCUCUCCUUAGCUGCACUGGACCUGGUCCUGGUACCUUUCAGCUUGAGGCUGUCUUCAUCAUUGCUUGCAGUACACUUCGCCGUUGCCCUCACUGCCUCGAAUUACUCUCGACUCUGCGAGGCUGGUAAUAUUGUUUGGGAAGGAAUAUGA